AGGUAAAAGUUCUGGGAAGUGUAAGUAAAACCUUGGCAUUAUUGAAGACUUUCUCUUGUGAUGCCCACAAAUUAUAUUGUUGGAUAUUGGGUAGACUGGUUUUUUACGUGUGCGCAAGAGGUACCAGACUCGAUGAGUUUCCAUCGAAAUGUCGGAAAAGGCAGGUCAGAACACAAAAGCAAAGGAUGGGAAAACAAAGUAUGCAACGCUCAGUCUAUUUAAUACUUACAAGGGAAAGUCACUGGAAACACAGAAAACCACAGUUGCCACACGCCAUGGAUUACAGAGUCUGGGAAAAGUUGCCAUUUCUCGGAGGAUGCCUCCCCCAGCUAACCUUCCUAGUCUUAAAGCAGAGAACAAAGGCAAUGAUCCGAAUGUAAACAUUGUGCCUAAGGAUGGCACAGGAUGGGCUUCUUCUAAACAAGAACAGCAUGAGGAAGAAAAACCGCCAGAAGUGCCACCAACACAGCCAAAACCUGCACCACCACCUCCUCCUCCUCCUCCACCAGAAGCACCUCCUGUUGCCAAAUCGUGGGCCAGUACCAAGCCAGGUGGGCAAGGCGAUGGUCCAGCUCUUCCAGUAAACCGUUAUUUCCAGCAAGAGUUUCCCAGUCUGCAGGCAGCUGGGGAUCCAGAGAAAUCAGGCAAAGAGAAAGAUGCAGCUGAAGAGCCCCAGGGACCUGGACCUAAUUCACGACCACAAAAUCAGGAAGUUAAAACUCCAGGCCAAGAAGAUGGUAGUGCAGCAGGAGCAGCAGAACAAACUGACGCCCAAAAGGCAGCAGAGAAGAGGGAUGUACGGAUGCCGCAGGUACCUCAGCCCAAGCUGAAUGGCCAACAGCAACCUGGUAUCUCUUCUCAGUACCGAGCAAUGAUGCCACCUUAUAUGUUUAAUCAGCAUCCCAGAAUGGCAUAUCCUCCAAUGCAGGGUCCCAGCAGGUUUCCUGCUUCAUCUGAGCCUAGCAGAGGUCCAAGGGGAAGAGGACCCCCAUCUCGGUGUGCAGAACCAGUAGAGCGUCCGUCCAUCCUUAGUGCUAGCGAGCUCAAGGAGCUUGAUAAAUUUGAUAAUCUAGAUGCUGAGGCUGACGAAGGCUGGGCUGGUGCUCAGAGUGAGGUAGAUUAUACAGAGCAGUUGAACUUCAGUGAUGAUGAGGAGCAAGGAAGCAGUCAGAAAGAGAAGGAAAGUGGUGAUGAACAAAUGCCUUCCAAAGAUUCUCAAAGUAUUGACAGCCACAAAGAAGCAGAAGAACAGUCCAGUAGUAAAUCCUCAACCCAAGCUACUUCACCAGGAGUAAAAGGACCAUAUGGCAAGAGCACUCAGCCUGACCAGGAGCGGGGUCCAGCACCACUACAGCCUUCUGUACAUGAGAGAGGCAGUUCUACGCUUCCCCCCAAAUCUAUUUUACAACAGCACCCACCUCCGGAUCGCCAGGCAGGACCUGGAAGACAGGGACCCUUUCCCCCUAAGCCAGUACCAGAUGAAGAUGAAAUUUGGAAGCAGAGGCGAAGGCAGCAGACAGAAGUAUCAGCAGCUGUGGAACGAGCCCGAAAGCGGCGAGAAGAGGAAGAGCGAAGAAUGGAAGAACAAAGAAAAGCAGCUUGUGCAGAGAAGCUGAAACGGUUAAAUGAGAAGUUCGGCUGCGUGACAAAACCCUCCCGGGAAGACUCUCUGAAGGCGAGAGAGAAGGAAAGGGAGCGAGAGAGGGAAAAGGAGAGAGAGCGAGAGAGGGAACGGGAGAGGGAGAGAGAAAGAGAAAAGGAAAAGGAGAGAGAGAGGGAGAGAGAAAGGGAAAAAGAAAAGGAGAGGGAGAGAGAAAGGGAAAAAGAAAAAGAAGAGAGGGUGAGGGAAGAAAAAGAAAAACAAGAGAAAGAGCAAGACGGGGAGAAAGAGAAGGAAAAGGAGAGGGAAGAAGAGGAGGAGGCAAAGGUGGAGGAGGAGAAGGCAGAUGAGAAGCUGGAGCCUGAAAAGCCUGAGCCUCAAGAACCAGUGAUAACACCUGUAAUAGAAAAACAAGAAAAUGAAAGCAGAAAUAAUAAUGAAGAGAAGGAGAGUCCACCAGUCUUCACCAGACAAGACAGUGGUCGGAAUGAAAAAGAAAGUUCACAGGUGGCUCAUGACAGUGAUCUGGAUACAGGAGCCCAACCUCGUCCUGCUGUUUCCUCAGGCUAUUCUAAACAGUUUCAGAAAUCAUUGCCACCAAGAUUUCAAAGGCAGCAGGAGCAGAUGAAACAGCAACAGUGGCAACAACAACAGCAACAGCAGCAAGGUGUACUGCCACAAUCGGCUCCAUCGCAGCCUUCCAGUGGCCCUGUCCCUCCUCCCCAACACAGACCACUUUACCAGGCCAUGCAGCCCCAUCCUCAGCAUUUAGCUUCUAUGGGCUUUGAUCCACGGUGGCUUAUGAUGCAGUCUUACAUGGACCCGCGAAUGAUGUCGGGAAGGCCUGCAAUGGAUGUGCCUCCUAUGCAUCCAGGAAUUAUGCCUCCCAAGCCAUUAAUGAGAAGAGACCAGAUGGAAGGGUCAGGAACUAGUUCAGAUUCAUUUGAACAUAUAGUUCGAUCAGCAAGAGAGCAUGCUGUAUCACUGUCAGAGCCCCGCAUGAUGUGGGGUUCAGACCCAUAUCCCCAUGCAGAACCUCAACAACCUAGUACUCCUCCCAAAGUGCUAGAAGAGCCUGAGGAUUUGAGGCCUGAAGCACGCUUGGAACAAGAACGAAUUGCUGUUACUACUGCUUACCCUGUUGAACACAACCAGUUGGACUCUCAUCCAAAGGCAGACUUUUUUAGAGAACCAGGUGAGGUGGAUGUACAAAAAUUCCCAAGCAGGUCUUUGGAAGACAUACAGCCUCUCCAAACUGACGCACCUAGCUCAGCACUUAGCUUUGAAGUAGUUGAUGAAAAUAUUGCACACAGCUCUCAGGAAGAGCUGGUGCCUAUAGGAGAGAGUCAUUCAGCUCUGAAGAGAAGCAUUUACCAUGGUUCAAGUCAUUCUUUAAAACCAGAAGAACAGAGGAAUGAGACAUCAUCAGGUAUUCCGAAAGUGAACAGCAGACCUGUUGAGACAAAAGAGCCAGCGGAAAGACCAGAAAUUAAGCCAAAAAAAGAAGGUUUUAUGAGUAACAGAAUAUCAGAAGGUCCAAAAACUGAAAAACCUUUUAAGCCUAAAUCAGAAACCAGAUGGGGUCCUAGGCCCAGCUAUGGCAGAAGGGAGGAAGGUAGUGAUAGACCAAUAAGAAGAUCUGGCCCUAUUAAAAAGCCUGUGCUUCGAGAUAUGAAAGAAGAGCGUGAGCAGAGGGAGGAAAAGGAAGGAGAAAAGGUGGCUAAUGAGAAAUUUGGCAAGUCUGAAAAGACGGAAAAGAAGGAACAACCACAGCUGCCACCUCCCCAGGCAGAGCCAGAAAAAUCCACCUCAGAGAGUGCUCCUGUGGCUAAAAAGGUACCACAGGAUACAGGUCAGGUGUCAGAAACUGAAGACGGCAGUCUGGCAGAGUCCACAGUUAAGCCUGCAGUACAGCCUCUUCCUGUAGUCCAGCAAUCUCUGCCUGUAGUUCAGUCACCUCCUGUUCAGCAGCCUCCACCUGUAGUGCAGCAACCAGCUGUUCAGCAGCCUAUAACUCAGCAACCUCCACCUGCAGUGCAGCAGCCUCCUGUUCAGCAACCUGUUUCCACAGUUAAGGAAGACAAGCAGUCUGAGAAACCUGUUAGUAAAGAGAUUGUAGAGAAACCUCGCUUGGAAACCAGACCAGUAAAGCGAGAACCUGGUUUGCCACCUAGAACGUACUGGAAAGAAGCUAGAGAUAGAGACUGGUUCCCAGAACAGGGAUACAGAGGGAGAGGCCGGGGAGAGUAUUAUUCUAGAGGUCGCAGCUACAGAGGUUCUUACGGAGGACGUGGCCGGGGCAGCCGAGGCCAUAAUAGAGACUAUCCACAUUAUAGAGACACUAAACCUAGAGUAGACCAUGUGCCUCCAGGACCUGUUAGGCAGAGAGAAGAGAGCGAAACUCGUAGUGAGAGCUCUGAUUUUGAAAUAAUCCCCAAACGGCGAAGACAACGAGGCUCAGAAACGGACUCUGACAGCGAAGUUCAUGAAAGUGCUAGUGAUACUCUGCUUUCAGAUAAAGACAGCCUAAGCAAAGGCAAACAACCAAAGAGAGAAGAGAGAGUUGAAGGCAAGAAGCCUCCAAAGCCUCUGUCUUUCAAGCCUGAAAACCAUGUUAGAAUAGACAACAGAUCUCUAGAGAAAACUUACAUAAGGGAGGAUGAGAACAAACCAAAACCAGGAUUCCUUCCUAAAGGGGAACCUUCAAGGCGUGGCAGAGGAGGAAUGUUCAGACGUGGUGGUAGGGAUCCAACUGGCCGCCCACCCCGUCCAUCCACGCUAAGGAGACCAGGCUAUCGAGACAAUCAGUGGAAUCCAAGGCAAACAGAAAUCACUAAACCUGAAGAUGGAGAGCCACCAAGAAGAAAUGAACACUAUGGUCCCAUACCAGUGGAUAAAAGACCCCCCAAGUUUGAGAGAAAGUUUGAUCCAACUAGAGAGCAAAGGCCUGCACGACGGCAAAGGCCUGCACGACCUCCAAGACAAGAUAAACCACCCCGCUUCAGACGGCUAAAAGAAAGGGAGGCUGCAUCAAAAAUAAAUGAAGUAGCAACUAAUUCAUCAACAAGUGCUACAGUUACUAAUGCAGUUAAUGAAGCAUCCAGCACUGCACUGGAUAUUUCAGGGAGUAAAACACCAGACUUGUCCAAUCAAAAUUCUUCAGACCAAGCAAAUGAAGAAUGGGAAACUGCCUCUGAAAGUAGUGACUUCAAUGAGAGACGAGAGAGGGAUGAAAAAAAAAUGGCAGAUGUGACUAUACAGGUAGCUGUCAAAUCAGGAGAGGGCACUGUACCUCCCAAAAGGGAAAUAGCCAAGAGAAGUUUCUCUAGUCAGCGGCCCGGGAUAGAUCGCCAGAACCGACGUGGCAACAAUGGGCCAGCAAAGUCUGCAAGAAACUUCUCAGGGCCUAGGAGCGAAAGGCGGAGUGGUCCCCCUUCAAGAAGUGGAAAAAGAGGGCCGUUUGAAGAGCAGACAGCAAGCAUGACUACUGUUGAGCCCACCAGCAGCAAUUCUUUACAUCAGGAAGAAGGCAGUGGUGGUGCAGUGGUGCAGAAGAACUCCAAAGAUGUCUGUGGCAAAAAGAGAGACGACUCCAAGCCAGGUCCAAAGAAACCCAAGGAGAAAGUGGAUGCUCUAUCUCAAUUUGACCUCAACAACUAUGCAAGUGUUGUGAUCAUUGAUGACCACCCUGAGGUAACAGUAGUUGAAGACUCCCAGUGUAACUUGAAUGAUGAUGGUUUUACUGAAGUGGUCUCAAAGAAACAGCAAAAACGUCUGCAAGAUGAAGAGCGCAGAAAGAAGGAGGAACAGACGGUGCAGGUCUGGACCAAAAAGAGUUCAAGUGAAAAAGGAAGAGGUCAAAAUUCCAAGCUUCCACCCAGAUUUGCCAAAAAGCAGCAGCAACAGCAGGCAGCAGCGGCAGCUGCAGCAGCUGCAGCUCAACAAGCACAAGCUCAGACACAAGUGCAGACACAGCCUCAAUGUGUGUCUCAGACUACAAGCCAGCCACAGACUCCGGUUCAACCUCAAACUCAAACAGCAGGUGGAACUAACAAUACAGAAUAUGCAGUAACGGGCAAAGCUCUGCAAAAUGCACAGUCUCACAAUGCUCUUGGAACAGAAUUAUGGGAAAACAAGGUAGCGCCCACGACUGUUAUUACUGACAUCUCCAAGAAGUUGGGACCGAUUAGUCCACCACAGCCACCUUCAGUGAGUGCUUGGAAUAAACCUUUGACAUCAUUUGGAUCGACUACAUCUCCAGAGGGAGCAAAACCUGGACAGGAAAGUGGAGUCGAGCUUGGAAUAGAAACUAUUCAGUUUGGAGCACCAGCAUCCAGUGGCAGUGACAAUGAAGUUGGCCCUGUACUUUCAGAGAAGCCCACUGACAAACUACCUGAACCAAAAGAGCAAAGACAGAAACAGCCUCGGGCAGGCCCCAUCAAAGUACAAAAGCUUCCAGACUUGAGUCCAGUAGAAAACAAAGAGUAUAAGCCUGGUCCAAUUGGAAAGGAGCGUUCAUUAAAGAACAAAAAGGUGAAAGAUGCCCAGCAUGGAGAGUCUGAUGGACAGGAGAAGCCCAGUCCCACUGCUGUCAGAAGUCCAGAACCUGUUACUACAAAAGAAACCAAAGCAGUGAAUGAACUGAGCACUGAAAUAGGAACAAUGAUAUCAGUCUCCACUCCAGAGUUUGGAACUAAUACAAAGGAGUCUGUGACAGACUAUACUACACCUUCCUCUCAUCCUAAUACUGUGGCCACUAGCAGUACAAAAAUGGAGGAGACUUUGGUGACUAAUGUGCCCCUGCCCCACACCCUUCCCCUCCCUAGGAGGGAGACUCUACAACAGAGCUCCAGCCUAACUCCAGUUUCUCCCGCUACCGUGGACCUCACCCUCAAGAUGGAGUCUGCACGCAAAGCAUGGGAGAAUUCUCCAAAUGUGGGGGAGAAGAGUUCACCAGUAACCUCAGCAGCAUCUCCCAUCACUGGUAGCAACAGUGGCAGUAGUAGCAGUAGCAGUGGACCAAGCAGUGGUAGUUACAGCUCUUUCUCAAGUGCAUCAAUGCCUCCUAUUCCUGUGGCAUCAGUUACACCUACAACUUCACUCUCAGGAGCUGGAACAUACACAACCUCUUCACUGAGUACAAAGACUACAACCACCUCAGACCCACCUAAUAUAUGUAAAGUGAAACCACAGCAGUUGCAGACAAGCAGCCUUCCUUCAGCCAGUCACUUUUCCCAGCUAAGCUGCCUGCCAUCCCUUAUAGCCCAGCAGCAACAGAGUCCACAGGUCUAUGUGUCUCAGUCUGCAGCAGGUCCUGCAGCUCAGAUCCCAGCUUUCUACAUGGACACAAGCCACCUAUUCAAUACCCAGCAUGCACGUCUGGCUCCACCUUCCCUGGCUCAACAGCAAGGCUUUCAACCAGGACUUUCGCAGCCUGCUUCCGUUCAGCAGAUACCAAUCCCCAUCUAUGCACCUCUGCAAGGACAGCAUCAAGCCCAGUUGAGUUUAGGAGCAGCCCCUGCUGUUUCUCAGGCUCAAGAAUUAUUCAACUCCUCUUUACAGCCCUAUAGCCUGAUCUUUUGUAGGUCACAGCAGGCUUUUAUGCAGAGUGGUCUUUCUCAGCCAUCACCAGUAGUUCUGUCUGGCACAGCUUUGCACAACUUCCAAACAGUGCAGCACCAGGAACUUGCCAAGGCACAGUCGAGCCUUGCAUUCCAGCAGACUUCCAACACUCAACCUAUUCCCAUCUUGUAUGAACACCAGCUUGGUCAAGCUUCAGGACUAGGAGGCUCUCAGCUUAUUGAUACACACAUCCUCCAGGCCCGAGCUACUCUCACCCAGGCUUCAAAUCUAUAUUCUGGACAAGUUCAACAGCCUGGUCAGAGCAAUUUCUAUAAUACCGCUCAGUCUCCUAAUGCUCUCCAGCAGGUAAACUAUGGCAUGGUAACUGUACCUUUACCAGGAUCACAGCUUUCUUUGCCCAACUUUGGAUCCACAGGGCAGCCUCUAAUUGCUUUACCACAGUCACUACAGCCUCCACUGCAGCACACACCACCCCAGGCUCCGGCUCAAAAUCUUAGUAGGCCUGCACAAGUAAGCCAACCUUUCAGAGGAUUAAUCCCUGCAGGAACUCAGCACAGCAUGAUUGCUGCUACUGGAAAGAUGUCAGAAAUGGAUCUGAAGGCCUUUGGAAGCGGCAUUGAUGUUAAACCAGGAACUCCUCCAGUUACUGGUAGAAGUACCACUCCAACCUCCAGUCCAUUCCGUUGGUAGAAUUUUCGGAUUCCUUUGAUAUCCAGGAGAUGAAGAUUGCAAUCAUUUUCAGACCACACCUCACCAUUACUCCAGAGGAGGCAGAGAUUUGGGUUUUCCAAAGUCUGCUUUUUCAAUUAAUGGGCCUUUAAAUAGGUCAUGUUGUAACCCAGCCAGAUUGCACCUGGAGUGAGAAGAGCGUGUUUUCAGAAACUCUAAGAAGGCAAUGACUUCUGCAGGCCCUAAAGUCAGAAAUGGAUGCAAAAAUAGAGCUAGAAAGUUCUGAAGAUUUCAGUGGACUAUAAAGUGCACUUGAGGACUACAAAUCAUAGUUGAGAUUCAUUUUUGGACAGUGUUCACUACAUUUCACCUGCAGCUGCACUUGAUAUUUUGUGAAUCUAUGCUGUUUCUCCAUGAACUGUUUUGUUUGACUAUAGUUUUCACCAUGCAUGCAAUGGAGGGACACAUCCAAAGUAUUUUCAUACUGACAUGUUUGGUGUAUUGGAAGCAAGCAUAUCUUAGUCAUAGAUGUUUUUGUUCAGAUACACUAAUGUAAGUGGUGUUGUGGCAGUUACAUGCUGGGGCUUGGGGUCUGAACUUAUGGCUUGAUGUCUGUGUCCUGGUUCUGAAUGAAGCCAGUUAAUCCUGCAGUGCCUUUUUAAUAUCCAACUCCUUGGGUUGCUUUAGAUUUCAAAUCAUCCCAAAUUUCUUGCAUAAUGUAGUUUGAAAAGUGUAUUCAAUGUCAGCAAGUUGCUAAAUUGCUUGCCAUCAGUUUGCUAGGCAGAUAGUUGACCUUUUUUUGUUUUUCUUCAUAAUUUCCAAAAUCCCUUUUUAGUUUCAUUUGUGCAGGUUAGAUUUCUACUGCAUUUUACUGACUGUGUUUAGGUGCUUGUGUACAGAAUCAGUUGUAUUUGGCCCUAGUAAGAGGGAAUUUUGGAGGAAAGUUUCUGGAAACAUUUCUACUUUUUCCUCGUAUUCAUAUCUCUGUAAGAAGUAAUGUAACUGCUUUUCUUCAAAAAUAAAAAGUUGUGAUUUAUAGUACAUGCAUUGCUUGUAUCUUUGUGAAAUUAUCUACUUCUGUGAAAGACUGCAGUUGAAACAGAACUUUCACUGAGAUCACUGAAUGUUGAGCCUGCUUCAGGACUAUGGAAAUAAAUAUGGAUGUAUGGUUAAGUACUCAGCUGGAAAAUGCUGAAGUCUGCAUUCUCACACAGGUUUGCUGUCCCCCUUGUGGAUACAUUAUGGUUUUUGAAAUGCAGUAUCUCCAGAAACUUUUAAUACAAACUAAGUACACAUGUUCAGUAUUUGGUAAUAGUUUAUUCUUUCACGCUUGCUUAACUAUUACUGUUUAGCAGUUCACGUGUAUCCUCAGAUUUUAGAAAGAAAGUUAAUGUGUACUAUCCUGUGCCUAUAGGAGUGUGUGCUUAUCAAAAGAUGCUGGACAUUGAAGGCUUGAAGUAUAACUCUAAUUUUGGCACUUUUUGACUUUGACUGGAUGAUCUCCGUUUCUAAUGGGAUAAAUACCCUUCAAAUAUGUCCUUUUAAUUACAAGUAUAUAUACAUAUUUGCAGUUGCUAUACUUAGCAGAAGAGCAGAAAUAAAAACGUCUUUUCAGCAGCUAGAAACCUUCUUCAGUUAUACUGACUGUACAACGUACAAAUUACCUAAACUGCGCAGUUUCUUCCACUCUGGCAAUUUUCAUUGAAGAUGUAGCUUAUUAUAAUUAAGUUGAACAUCCCUUUAAUGAUACAACUUUAGUGUUCCAUUAGUACAGUUGUUGUGUUUUCAUUGGGAGAAGAUUUUGUUGGGGGUGGGGAGGUGGAAAAGAAAAAAAAAAAAAAGGAAGUUCUGUCUCCAGAGUUGGUGUUUUGCUCGGUUGCAAAAAAAGGCAACGUGUAAAUUGAACAAUCGGGACAUUCCCUCUCCCAGACACAUUAGAAAGCCCACGAGAGCAUGUGUAUUUUUUUUGUACACUUUAACAGAUCCCUCAGCUGCUUCAAAAGCCUCUCCCCCAUAAUUUUGUGCAGCUAGACUGAAAGACUUGAGAUUCGUGAGCAUUCAUCCUAGUUCAAACUGAAAACUACAAAUAUGAACUGGUUUUAAGCUAACAAAACUAUGUGCGUUUUGCCUAGCUGCACACACAUUUGCUUUAAGUCAGUGUUCAUUAGCACCUUAUCAGAAAUGCAUCCAACAUGCACGGUACAUGAAACUUAGAGCCAUUAGAAUCCCAUUUCCUCCAGAAUAAGGCUGUAUAGGAUUCCUAAAUGCAGGCUCUGACAUGCCAAAACUCAGCUUUCGGGCAUCGUCUGUUUUGGUUCUAUGGUAAUUCAAAAUGUUCCAACAUUUUACAGUCUUGGGCCAAGUUUACUAACCCUCAAACUGGAAGAAAUUCUUGGCAAAGACCAGUCCUGGAAAACUUCAUCCUGAAAACAACUUCCAGAAAGCCAUGAGCAAGUGAAACGGGGAUGAAAAUAGAUAUAAUUAUGCAAGUUAACUACUCCUGUGGUGUGCUUAGCACACUGAUUCACAACCUUUUUUUUAGACUCAAGACAUCCCUUGUUGGACUCAAGUUAUUCCUCUAUAACUUUGGUAAAUUGAGUGGCUCCCCAGUUCAAAAAUGAAUUUAUUUAUUAUAGUGCUUACCCUGUUGCUGGGGGCCAGGCAGCAGCCAACCAGGGAGGCAAGGCAGGGAGAGCUGAAGUCUGCCCUUUAUUUUCUUAUCUCUUCUCACACCUCACUUCCUGCAACAUCCAUCGAAGGAUCUCUCAGGACUCCCUGGUUGAGGAUCACUCACUUAGUGGUUGUCACAGAUUCCUGUGCUGGGAAGUGUACAAGCUGAGUGAGAAGUAAUAAAAAGGAGUAAGGAGGAAUGAAAAGUGGAUGGGGUCAGGAGUGAUCUACAUGCUCUUCACUCGGGCAUCAGUAGUAUAAACUUCACUCUUUCUCUGUGGAAUUACCAUAACCUGGCUUCAUUUGCCUUGGCAGUCCAACAGUACCGUCUCUAAUAUCUGAAGACUCUGUUCUUUUUAAGUUAGAUUUCCAGCUAGAAAGGCAUCAUGACAAAAGCAUCCACGUGGUGGUAGC
Molecule: messenger RNA, 10936 nt
Organism: Alligator sinensis (Chinese alligator)
Lineage: Eukaryota; Metazoa; Chordata; Crocodylia; Alligatoridae
Gene: PRRC2C
Product: proline rich coiled-coil 2C
Exons: 33
Coding region: 149-7873 (2574 amino acids)
Biological process (GO): cell differentiation
Source: RefSeq, a predicted model, not a curated record